Molecule: messenger RNA, 2525 nt
Organism: Neoarius graeffei (lesser salmon catfish)
Lineage: Eukaryota; Metazoa; Chordata; Actinopteri; Siluriformes; Ariidae
Gene: mkxa
Product: mohawk homeobox a
Exons: 8
Coding region: 821-1870 (349 amino acids)
Biological process (GO): muscle organ development; cell development; regulation of transcription by RNA polymerase II
Cellular component (GO): nucleus
Molecular function (GO): DNA-binding transcription factor activity, RNA polymerase II-specific; RNA polymerase II cis-regulatory region sequence-specific DNA binding
Source: RefSeq, a predicted model, not a curated record
UCUGGAUUCGUGAACUUUCCUCUUGUGUACUGCAUCAUGGAACCAGUUGUACAGACAAGAGAAAUUGGAAAAGAGUGUCAGGAGUGUUGUGUGACCGGAGAAUAAGUGCGAGCGUGAAAGGACAGUGGUUAGACCAGCGAUGCUGUAUUCAGCAGAAACAUGGCCUGUGAAGAAGGUUCGUGAGAAGAAGCUGGAUACCAUGGAAAUGUGGAUGUGCAGAGUGGCGAGAAGAGACAGGUUUAGAAACGAAAAAUUACACGAGGGACAACGAAAGUGGGGAAGAUAUCCGAGAAAGUACAGGAAAGGAGGUUGUAGUGGUAUGGUCAUGUGAUGAGGAGUAUGUUGGGAGAAGAUUGACAUGGAGGUGGAAGGAAAAAGAAAAAGAGGAAGACUGAAACAAAGAUGGUUAGAAAGUAUUCGAAUGGAGUUAAGAGAAAAAGACUUGUUUGGACAAGAAGUGAACAAUCAUGCAGGACGGAAGAGACUUGUCAAAUCCAUCGACCCCACAGAGACGUGGGAGAAGAUGCCAGGAGAAGAAGACGAGUUGUACAGACGGGGAUGUUUUUGCUAUGGCUGGUUACAGAACCUGAACCAGCAACAUCAGUCCAUCCAUCCAUCCAUCCAUCCAUCCAUCAUCGAUACCGCUUAUCCUUCAGGAUCACAGGAGAAACUGCAGCCAAUCCCACCUGACUUGGGGUGAGAGUUGGGGGAAGUAGCAAAGAUCCAGACUGCGCGUAACGGAGCUGUGUUUCAGACGCCUUUUACGCAGGACACGCACACACACGGGACUCUUUAAAGGACGAGGACUGCUGGAGCCGAGAUGAACCCCGUGGUGUUUAAUAAGCUGAGCAGCCCCGUGUUGUUUGAGGAGAAGGGCAGCGAGGUGGAGAGGAGCAGCCGGAAUUAUCUGGAGGUGAUUGACGAGCAGCAUGCGGAUCUCCUCUCCAGGAGCCACCAGAUCACUGACAGCUCUGUGAUGAGGCACAGGAGACCAGGGUCUCGUCAGAGCGGAGGGAAAGUUCGUCAUAAGCGUCAGGCUCUUCAGGACAUGGCUCGACCGCUCAAACAGUGGCUCUAUAAACACCGUGACAAUCCCUAUCCCACCAAAACGGAGAAGAUCCUCCUCGCGCUCGGCUCCCAGAUGACGCUGGUGCAGGUGUCUAACUGGUUUGCGAAUGCACGACGGCGGUUGAAGAACACGGUGCGGCAGCCGGACCUCAGCUGGGCUCUCAGGAUUAAACUCUACAACAAAUACGUACAGGGCAACGCUGAAAGGCUCAGCAUCAGCAGUGAUGACUCCUGCUCAGAAGAUGGUGACCCAGCUGCUCGAGCCCAGACGGGUGAGUUCAGCAAGCCCAUGUACCAGAGCGUCAUCAAAAAAGAGGGCAGCGGCAUGGGGGCGGGCCUUCGGGCGGCCGCAGAUGCCUCGCUGGCUGAGGACUAUGUGUCUCCACCAAAAUACAAGAGCAGCCUGCUACACCGCUACCUGAACGACUCGCUGCGCCACGUGAUGGUGGCCAACGGUGUGACAGACGCCCGUAGAAGGAACCACUCUGGCUCCUUCAGCUCCAACGAAUAUGACGAGGAUCUCCUUUCGCCGUCCUGCUCAGAAACAGAGGCCAACUUCGUCUACCGUACAGAGGCUGUGGAUCAUGGAUCAACUAAAUGUGACAACAGCGUCAUGCUGAAGGAAAAAGGACGUGGAAAAGAUGAAACGUACUGGCGUGAGAUCAAUGCAGCUAUGGCCCUGACCAACCUGGCCAAGCCUAAAGACGGUGCUCCUGCAGGCACCACCAGCUGCAUCAUCCAGAAAUCUUCUCAUAUAGCUGAAAUCAAAACUGUCAAAGUGCCCAUCAUGCACAAGUACUAGCAACCUCCUCAUCUGGAAAACAACACAACGUGACUUUCUUUACGUUUGGAAUCUGCAUAUUUUUGUUUUUUGUACUUAUAUGAAGUAGACUUACGGUUUUUUUUUUUUUUUUUGUACUUUAAGUCGAGUGCCCUGAAAUGCAGCACGUCAUUGUUUGUGCCUUUUUUGAUGCACAAGUCCUUUUCAUAAUAAGUGUUGAUGAUGACAGUAUUGCAGAACGAGACACUUUUGCAUUGUUAACUUAUUUUGAUGUCUUUUUUUAAUACUCUGAAACUAUUCUAUCAUGCUAAAGUGCCUUCGUGUAAACUAACAAAAAAAAAAAGUGCACAUCUUUUACAUGCCCUCCUGGAGUUUUUGCAAAGAUUCUAUACGUAUUUUUGCUUCACAAUAUUUAUAUAGUGCCCACCGUUCAGAAUUAUCAUUAUAUAUAUCAAUCGUGUCACGUUUACAUGAUUGAACUCGUCCUAUCAGAUACGUGUUCCUUUAAUAACUUAAGCAUUACUUCCAAGGUUAUUGACCUUUCAGAUAAUCCUAAAGCAUUUUCUACCCACAGCAUAAGCAAGCAUUCAUAAAUACACACUGAAAACGUUUUUUUUUUUUUUUUAAUAAAUGUCUAUGCAAUAUGGCUGCUGCACGUAUCCUGCGGUUGCUUAUA